Messenger RNA from Lagopus leucura (white-tailed ptarmigan), 4452 nucleotides. RefSeq names its product protein phosphatase 1 regulatory subunit 9A (gene PPP1R9A). The coding region runs from base 187 to 4191 and encodes 1334 amino acids. NCBI's taxonomy places the organism in Eukaryota, Metazoa, Chordata, Aves, Galliformes, Phasianidae. Gene Ontology annotation, molecular function: actin filament binding. The record is from RefSeq and is a predicted model, not a curated record. Gene Ontology annotation, cellular component: dendrite; cytoplasm; postsynaptic density. Gene Ontology annotation, biological process: calcium-mediated signaling; actin filament organization; neuron projection development. The transcript is spliced from 18 exons.
GCCUGCCGCUGCUCUGGGAAGGCCUGGGCUGUGCUGCUGUGCCCGAGCUGGGUUAGCCCCUGCCUCCUGCCCUGCUGGGGAUGGCCCUGCCAGGGGGCAGCACCGCCUGAGCCCGGCCUGGGACGGCUCACUUGAGUGCGGCUCUGUGGAAACUAUGUGAGCUGGUUCUGCUCUCCUGAAGUAAACAUGAUGAAAACGGAGUCUUCGGGAGAAAGAUCAACCCUCCGAAGUGCCUCUCCUCACAGGAAUGCUUACAGAACUGAGUUCCAGGCACUGAAAAGCACCUUUGACAAACCGAAAUCAGAUGGAGACCCAAAAACGAAAGAGGAAGGAGAGGCCUCUCAGAGCAGGGGGAGGAAAUAUGGCUCAAAUGUCAAUAGGAUUAAGAACUUAUUCAUGCAGAUGGGCAUGGAGCCCACUGAAAGUGUUGGAGCUGCCCCCAAAACCAGGGGGAAGGGUGGCCCUCCAUCACCUCAGAGACGAAACAGGCCCAAAGAGUUUGUAGAGAAAGCAGAUGGUUCAAUUGUAAAAUUGGAAUCUUCUGUUUCAGAGAGGAUUAGCAGGUUUGACACCAUCCAUGAUGGCCCUUCUUACUCCAAGUUUACCGAAACGCGCAAGAUGUUUGAGCGCAACGCUCAUGAUGUGGGACACUCCAAUCGCUAUUCCCCAAAGAAGGAGAGGGCGGUUUCCAGCGAGCUGGCAGAGGAGUGGUGCAGCUCCAAGUUGCACAGGGGCAGCACUGACUCCCUGGACAGCCUCAGCCCCAGGACGGAGACUGUCUCUCCAACUGUGAGUCAGCUCAGUGCGGUUUUUGAAAACGCCGACUCACACAACGUUGUUGUUUUGGAAAAGUCAGAGAACAAUGAAGAAUACUCUGUAACCGGUCACUACCCGCUCAACCUGUCAUCCAGCGUCACUAACAUCUCCUCCCCUGUUGCAAACCUUGAGGGCUUCAGUCCUUUGAAGGAUGCCGGCACGUGGUCUCCUCCAGCCAAGCAGGGAUCCGGCAUGAUGUCUGCUGAGCACUCUCAGCAUAACAGCGCGCCUCCUGCACUGAGACAGAAGGCGACCACAGGCACUGUGUCGGGUUCAAAAACAGCUGAAGAAGUCAAGAAGAACACAGAACCAAGUGCUGAUUCUGUUGAGAGCCCUGGGGUCAGUCAACAGGAUCUGGUGCUUGACCGCGAAAAGUCUGCAGACAGUUCUGCGAGGAGUAAGGCAAAAACAGAUGCAGAAAUUUUGUUGCGACAAAAGGAACAUUCAGAAAAUGCAGAGGGUAUUGCUGAUAGACCUGAGGCUGCAGAAAUACAAAGAAAUUUAGUUUCAGGGGGUGAUUUGGCAGCAGAUGCUGCUUCAGAUGCUGCUGAGACCCAUUAUGAUGAGGCAAGUGAGAAAGAAGUGCAUGAAGAUGGGAAUAAUUUCCAGAGUUCCCACGUGUACAUGCAUUCUGACUACAACGUGUAUAGGGUACGAUCAAGGUAUAACUCUGACUGGGGAGAGACAGGGACAGAACAGGAUGACCAGGAUGACAGUGAUGAGAAUAACUGUUAUGAACCUGAUAUGGAAUAUUCGGAGAUUAAUGGAUUGCCAGAUGAAGAUGAAAUCCCAGCCAACAGAAAAAUACAGUUUAGCCGUGCUCCAAUUAAGGUUUUCAAUACAUACUCCAAUGAAGACUAUGACAGGAGAAAUGAUGAAGUUGACCCAGUGGCUGCAUCAGCUGAAUAUGAACUUGAGAAGCGUGUGGAAAAGCUGGAGCUUUUCCCAGUUGAACUAGAAAAAGAUGAAGAUGGACUUGGCAUUAGCAUUAUUGGAAUGGGAGUUGGAGCAGAUGCAGGCCUUGAAAAACUGGGAAUAUUUGUCAAAACAGUAACAGAAGGUGGGGCAGCAGAAAGAGAUGGCAGGAUCCAAGUGAAUGACCAAAUUGUGGAAGUUGAUGGCAUCAGUCUGGUUGGAGUUACACAAAAUUUUGCUGCAACUGUUCUUAGAAACACCAAAGGGAAGGUCAGGUUUGUAAUUGGCCGAGAAAAACCAGGGCAAGUGAGCGAGGUUGCACAGCUGAUUAGCCAAACUCUGGAACAAGAACGCCGCCAGAGAGAGCUCCUGGAGCAGCAUUAUGCACAGUAUGACGCAGAUGAUGAUGAGACAGGGGAAUAUGCUACAGAUGAAGAAGAUGAUGACAUGGGACCUGUCCUUCCGGGAGGUGACUUGGCUAUUGAAGUGUUUGAUCUUCCUGAAAAUGAUGACAUGUUCUCCCCAAGUGACGUGGACACCAGCAAGCUCGCUCACAAGUUCAAAGAGUUGCAAAUCAAACAUGCAGUUACAGAAGCUGAAAUUCAGAAGCUGAAGACGAAGCUACAGGCUGCUGAGAAUGAGAAGGUGAGGUGGGAACUGGAGAAGACCCAACUGCAGCAGAACAUUGAGGAGAAUAAGGAGAGGAUGAUGAAAUUAGAGAGUUACUGGAUUGAGGCCCAAACCCUGUGUCAUACAGUGAACGAGCACCUCAAGGAGACACAAAGCCAGUAUCAAGCUCUGGAGAAGAAAUAUAACAAGGCAAAGAAGUUAAUCAAGGAUUUUCAGCAAAAAGAACUUGACUUCCUCAAACGCCAGGAAGCUGAACGAAAGAAAAUAGAAGAUUUGGAGAAAGCACAUCUUGCAGAGGUUCAAGGCUUACAGUCUCGUAUACGAGACUUGGAAGCAGAAGUUUUCAGGCUACUGAAGCAAAAUGGGAGCCAGGUUAACAAUAACAACAAUAUAUUUGAAAGGCAGACAUCUUUUGGAGAAGUUUCUAGAGGAGAUCCAGUGGAAAAUCUAGAUACUAAGCAAGUGUCCUGUCUGGAUGGCUUAAGUCAAGAUUUCAAUGAGGCAGUGCCAGAAACAGAGAGGCUGGACUCAAAAGCUCUGAAAACCCGAGCUCAACUUUCAGUGAAGAACAAGCGGCAGAGGCCAACCAGGACAAGGCUCUAUGACAGCAUCAGCUCAACUGAUGGAGAGGACAGCCUUGAACGAAAGCCAUCAAACAGUUACAGUAGUCCCAUGCACAUUUCAAAAUCACCACUGCCCUUAUGCAUGAGAGCAUCCUCACCAGCAUCAGAUUCUGGUGCUUCCUCCCUCUCCCCAGUGGCUAGCAGUGCAGCAAUCUCCCUUGACAACCUAACUGAAAAUCAAGAAGAAGGACAGCACCACAGAGGAGGUGUCCUUUCCCUGUGUGCUCGGGGAGACACUCCACUUUCUUCUCCUUCAAAAUCUGGGCACAGCUCUGAAGCAUCUCCUUUGCAUCACCCAGCUGGCAGGAAUGUUUUGCAAGAUCAAGAUGGUGCCACAUGUGCCCAGGCAGCAAGAACUACUCUUCCUACUAUAGGGCAUGCAGAAAAACUAAAGCGAAAACUUGCAAAUCUUGGGGCUCCCUUGCGAAGGAGUUCAAACAAGGGCAAGAAGCGGAAAGAGAAAGAAGCUAUUAGGGUGACCUGUGGCAUUAGGACCACCAGAGAGAUGCUGCAGAAAUCAGCCAACAGUAAAUCUUUAACAGAACGAUCCUCCUCUCUCCCACACUGUGUACCAUUCACAUGGUAUGGAGAGGGUGGCAAAGGAUCCAAUUCUUCUAGCAACCUGCCAUCACCUACCAGCUCAACAGAACCUUCCUCUGAAAACAUAAGCCCGGCUAAAAAAGGGUCAAAGAAUUUCACGUUCAAUGAUGACUUCAGUCCCAGCAGCACAAGUUCAGCUGAUCUGAGUGGUUUAGGAGCAGAACCCAAAACCCCAGGUUUCUCACACUCCUUAGCACUGUCGUCAGAUGAGAUCCUCGAUGACGGACAGUCUCCAAAACACAGUCAGUGCCAGAACCGGGCUGUGCAAGAGUGGACUGUGCAGCAGGUUUCCCACUGGUUAAUGAGCCUGAACCUUGAACAGUACGUUUCUGAAUUCAGCGCCCAAAACAUUAAUGGGGAGCAUCUCCUUCAGCUGGAUGGGAGUAAGCUUAAGGCUCUUGGUAUGACAUCUUCCCAGGACAGGGCAAUCGUUAAAAAAAAGCUAAAGGAAAUGAAAGCGUCUCUGGAGAAAGCUCGCAAAGCCCAAGAGAAAAUGGAAAAGCAAAGGGAAAAGCUUCGGAAGAAGGAACAAGAGCAACUGCAGAGGAAAUCGAAGAAAACAGACAAGUCUUCGUCAGAAGCAACAGAGGGCACUAAUGAGCAGUGACAAGCAGAAGUGCUGCUGCGUUGUAACUUGGAGGCACUUCGAGGGAAGAGAAACUCCCACCUGCUUUGGUGCCCCUUCAGCUUUCUUGCCGUUCAUUACACGAGUGUGUACAGAGAAAUGGAGCUAUACAUAGAAUGACUGGGAACUUUAUCUUGUGUAGUUUUGUUUUCCUGCACAUCCCCUUCUCGCUCGUUGUUGCCAUGUUAAACAACCCCAACCCCUCGGUUUGUUUUGUUGUUGUUGACAGCUAACAGGUUUCAU